Molecule: messenger RNA, 1449 nt
Organism: Aspergillus japonicus CBS 114.51
Lineage: Eukaryota; Fungi; Ascomycota; Eurotiomycetes; Eurotiales; Aspergillaceae
Exons: 2
Coding region: 121-1449 (442 amino acids)
Source: RefSeq, a predicted model, not a curated record
UGCUUAUCUCCCCUCUUACUUGAAUAACAAACGCGGUCCGCUUCUCCUCCUCCUCGUCCUUCUCCUUCCAAUCUUCGAUCGACUUUAUUGCGUCUAGACACAACACUCACAACCAUCAUCAUGGGACAGAUCAAAGACCUCCCCCCGGACCCUCCAGUCCUCACCACAACCACCACCACCUCCUCUUCAUCCUCCAUCCCCUAUCCCCUCCCCCUCCCCGAAGACGACCUGCCCCCCGCAUACCACGAAACCGACCAGACACCAACACCCUACCGCGACGACCCGCUCUCCGCACCCCACGAAGCUUACACCAUCCCCGGCCACCAGCCGUACCACAGCGUCCGCGAGAAGACGCGCCACGCGGGGGUCGUCACGCUGGACCCGGUCCUCGCCACCGACGCCGAGGCGCUGUACCGCCUCGUCGACACGCAGACCCGUCUGCCGCCGCGCCCGUGCCUGGUCAUCAGCGGCCAGCACCACGAGAAGGAGCGCCGCGGCAACGACUCGACCCGCCGCACCGUCUGCGACUUCAACUUCCGCAUCGACCUGACCCGCACCCUCCUCGCCUGGGGCGGCGGCGCCGGCCCGCUCCGGCGCUGGUCCUACACCACCGUCGUCGGCGACCACGAUCACCAGAGAGCGUACCGCGGGGGACGCUGGCCGUCGCGCGGAGCGCGGCACGGGAACAAGACGGGCGGGCGCAUCGCGCUCCCAGAGGAUGGCGAUGGGACCACGGAACUCGGGGAGGGGGACCGGCUGAUGGGGGGGUUGGAGGCCGGGGAUGCGCAGGGGGAGGAUGCCCCGGGACUACGCGGGUGGUGUCGGCGGUUCUGCGACGAUCCAGCCCCAGUGAAGUCAUUCACCUACCGUCGCAACCUCCACGGCUUCGACGCCGCCCCCAUGCGCACGAAGCUCAUCGCCCACAUCCGCUCCACCGGCUACCAGGGCCACGUGCACGUCGCCCCGUCGCUCGCCAACGGCACGAUCACCGUCUACUCGCCGCACUGGAUCAACCGGCUCCGCAACCAUGGGUUCGUGUACUGGGCGUGCAUCAUCCUCCAGCUGUGGAUCGUCACGUGGCCGGUCAUCUGGUGGUUGGAGCGGCGCUACGAGGUGGUGCGGUCGGAGUGGUUCUCGUCCCAGCUGGUCGCCGAUCCGGCUCACCCCGAGGGGCAGCGGAAGGUGUACGCCGGGGACCAGGAUGAGCUGGCGGCGGCGGAGACGUGGGCGCCCGUCGUGCGCGAGGCGGUGUGGCAGGGGCGGAAGGGCGGAGACAUCCUGGCCGAGGAAGAGGUCGAGCGGCUGCGGCGGCUCGGCAUCCAGCGCAGAGACGCCGUCGGCCAGGGCGGCGACUUGAUCCGUCGCGGCCAGGCGGUGCUGGGGCUGAUGGGCAUCCGCAAUAUCGGCGGGGUUAAUGUGACGGGGGCGUGGGGGGCGGAUCGGUGUUGA